CUCCAUCACCCAAAGCACCACCCCCCCAUCAAUCCAACUCCGGACGACGAAACGGCCUUCCUACGAACAACAAUACCUGCCGAAACCACCGAGUGAUCAGUUCACACACGUUACCCGCUCGAGCAUUAUAGUGCCUUUGAACUUUUAUUCCAAACCUUAGCACUGAGUACGGAGAGGAAACACACAGCAAGACAGCCAAGAUGUCGUGGGCAGGAUUCAAGAAAAAUGUCAACCGUGCGACGACGCAGGUGAUGAUGAAGACGGGCCAUGUGGAGAAGACCAACGACCGCGACUACGAGGUGGAAGAGAGACGAUUCAGAACCAUGGAGACGGCUUCCUUGCGGUUGCAGAAGGAGGCGAAGGGCUACUUGGAUUCAUUGCGAGCCAUGACUGCUUCCCAGAUGCGCAUUGCCGAGACGAUAGACGCCUUUUACGGAGACUCUGGUGCGAAGGACGGCGUGAGCAGAAGUUACAAGCAGGCGGUGGAGGACCUUGAUGCCGAGACUAUUAAGGCGCUGGACGGUCCUUACCAGCAAACCGUUCUCGAGCCCAUCUCACGCUUCUGCGCCUACUUCCCUGACGUAAACGAAUGCAUCAAGAAGCGCGGCCACAAGCUCCUCGACUACGAUGCACUACGCGCCAAGGUCAAGAAGCUUGUCGAGAAGCCCGACAAGGACGUGACCAAGCUGCCCCGCGCCGAGAAGGAAAUGGAAAUGGCAAAGGCCGCCUACGAGCAGCUCAACGAGCAGCUGUCGUCGGAACUUCCCCAGCUCAUCGACCUUCGCGUGCCGUAUCUUGACCCCACCUUCGAGGCCCUCGUCAAGAUCCAGCUGCGCUUCUGCGCCGAGGCGUACAGUCGCAUGGCGCAGGUGCAGCAGUACCUGGACGCGGAUACGAGAGAACAGUAUGCGCAGGGGCAGCUGGAUCAGCGUGUCGAGCAAGUGCUGCAGGAGAUCCGCGAGCUCAGCAUCAGUGGCACCGUGUGA
This is a messenger RNA of Colletotrichum acutatum, 986 nucleotides long. Its product is annotated as BAR domain-containing protein. NCBI's taxonomy places the organism in Eukaryota, Fungi, Ascomycota, Sordariomycetes, Glomerellales, Glomerellaceae. The transcript is spliced from 7 exons. Bases 201 to 986 code for a protein of 261 amino acids. The record is from RefSeq and is a predicted model, not a curated record. Gene Ontology annotation, biological process: endocytosis; actin filament organization; plasma membrane tubulation. Gene Ontology annotation, molecular function: lipid binding; protein binding. Gene Ontology annotation, cellular component: actin cortical patch; medial cortex; mating projection tip.